Molecule: messenger RNA, 1588 nt
Organism: Gossypium arboreum
Lineage: Eukaryota; Viridiplantae; Streptophyta; Magnoliopsida; Malvales; Malvaceae
Product: E3 ubiquitin-protein ligase RFI2
Exons: 6
Coding region: 205-1473 (422 amino acids)
Molecular function (GO): ubiquitin-protein transferase activity
Source: RefSeq, a predicted model, not a curated record
GUAAAAGACAACAGAGCGUAUAAAACUGUUGAAAGUCCCAUCCAAGUAAUCUGACAGGUGGGACACCGAAACAUCGGAUAGAUUUCUUCACAUCCAAACCAAAACACACAGCAGAUUCACAAACCUCCCCAUUCACUACAAAUUCAAGUUUGGGUUUUCUUUCUUUCUUUUUUGUAUGCUUUUUUGAUUGUUCAAAGAAAGGGUAUGGUGCGCUCCAAAGCCUCUCUACUUGAUCUUGAUCAUGAUGAUCAUCAUCAAUUGAUGGACGGUCCUGAUGGGGAUGUUGGUGCUGUUCCCCCAUCUUCUUCUGAUGUCUCUUGCUCGAUUUGCCUUGAUUUGGUCUCCGAUACUGGAGGUAGAUCCAGGGCUAAGCUUCUAUGUGGUCAUCAAUUCCAUCUAGAUUGCAUUGGUUCGGCCUUUAAUAUGAAGGGGGCGAUGCAAUGCCCGAAUUGCCGAAAGGUAGAAAAAGGUCAGUGGUUGUAUGCGAAUGGAUCCAACCGAUCGCUUCCUGAGCUAACCAUGGAGGACUGGAAUCUUGAUGAUGAUUAUUAUGAGCCAGUUUAUUCUGAAAUGCAGCAAUUUAGAGCUCAGUGGUGUCCAUAUGGCGAAUUCACAAGAAUCGGUUCAUCAUCUGAGGAAGUUGAAUCUCCUUCGACUACAUAUCACGAAAUACAUGGACACCAUGCUAUAUUUGCUGAACACGCUGCUGCUUCAUCUGUGGCCCAUUCAUAUGUUGCAUAUGUUGGACCACUUCCAUCCACUACUCUAAGAAAUAGUGAUAGUGUUGAUGAUCCCAACGUUAAUCGCCAUUGGAACAUCCUCUCUGGACACAAUGAGAUUUUGAUCCCCCAUGCUUUGCCCACCAUUAGUAUCCAAUACCAUAGUUGGGGCCGCCAUUCUCCAAAUUUCUCUAUAUCCAAUAGUCAUAUUGGCAGUACUGAUCCAGCUUCUGUUCCAGCUGCAGCUCUGAGAUCCUCUAAUGGUGAACCUGAUGCAUCAACUGUACCCAGAUUGUUUGGACAUCCUUUUCCCUUUGAGCAUGGCUCCAGUUCAAGAGGCGGGAGUUCGUUUGUCUCUUCAGUUUUUCAUCAUCAUCCAGGCAGCGGUGCUCAUACCCAUGAUAGAACCUGGCCAUCUCUUGCCUAUUAUAGACAGCAACAUCGUUUCAAUCAACAGCGAUUCAAUCGACCUGGUGUGCCUGCUCCGGUAGUUCCUGGUAUAAGAGGUGUGGCCCCAAUGACCCCAGCAGUCCCACAACCUGAUCAAACUGGGGGCUUCUAUGUCUACCCUCGAUCAAGUUCAUCUGGACAGAACCUACCGGAAGCAGAAAGCUCUUAUCCAAAUAAUUAUAUUGCUUUGGAAAGAGAGCGUUUGUCUCAUUUCCGAACUGUGUCAAGAGUCACUGGUUGGGGGGCAUAUCGUCCUACAUCUGGCUCUGGUUCUGGCAACCGAUCUGGGACCGACCAUAGAUGAACCGGUCACAUAUUGGUUGCAAAUUCCUAUCAAUUUGUUUGUCCAUGUUUGUUUCAAACGAUUUGAAUCAGACUUUAUGACUCGCAUGAAAAAGGAAACUUCAAGAAGUGAUAAA